This is a messenger RNA of Gryllus bimaculatus (two-spotted cricket), 1298 nucleotides long. Lineage: Eukaryota; Metazoa; Arthropoda; Insecta; Orthoptera; Gryllidae. The record is from the annotation of a GenBank genome assembly.
AUCUCAGCAGCGUUCUACAGCGCGCUCUUGUGCGGCGCGCGGGAUUUCCGAGAUCCGACGGUCUUCACGUGCGUUCCACGCUCCUCGCUGCUGCUGCUGCUGUGUUGGUGCAGUUAUUUAUGUUCUGAUCGUGUUGCGUGUUAUCCUGUGGUGUUUAUAUAGUGUGUAGUGAAUCAGUUUACUAUUUUUUCGAUUAGCUUAAUCGGAAGUGUUGUCCGUUCACGAUCAUUAAAGGACAAUUAUAGCAGUGCUUGUAAUUAGUGCCAGAACACUAUACCAAGAGGUAAUGGAGAAGAAAAAACGCACUGUUUGGGUAAAAAGUUUCCCACGGACACGAUCAAACUGGUGGCGAUGACGGCCUUCUGCGUGGGGGAAGGUGUGCAGCUGUGGAUGUACUGCUACUUCGCCAGCAAAAUCACAGCAGAGACAGACGCGGUGGGUGACUCGGCGUACAGCAGCGAGUGGUACGAGGCGGACGCGGCCUGCAAGCGCUCUCUCGGCAUCGUCAUCACCCGCGCGCAGAAGAGGACGCCCUUCACCGUCGGCAAGUUCACCGAGCUCUCCCUCGACACCUUCGCCUCGAUUCUGAAAGGGUCGUACACGUACUUGAUGUUGCUGACAGAAGCUAGAGGAUAAGAAAACUGCUUUGCCGGAAUUCUUUAUGAAUUGGUAACAUAAGAGUUCUGUGUUGAGAUGAGCAAGUAUUUUUAGUAUAUUUCAAGGAACGUUCCUUCAAAGAAUACAGAUUAUUUUGAUCAAACUGUAACUUUCGUAAUUCGUUUCCUUACAUAAAAUCCUCAUUAAAUAUUCCCUUAAUUACUAUAUUCACAUCCUUAUAUUCCUUAAUAUCUCUGCUGCCACCACGAAGUUUAUUAGUACAGCUGACGAUUUUCAUUUAACACAGCUUCACUAUCUGUGACUUUUCCUUGAACUCAGAUCGGCUGAGCUGGCUCAGGGCAUGAACCCGUCACUACAGCGCCUCAACCGGGAGGUACUACGGUUCGAGUCCUGGUGGAGGCAGAAUGUUCGACACUGGCGACAUAGCUAGGCCGAGUUCAGCCGUUAUCAGGGGGAGAAUUCUAGCGGCCGUAUAGUUUUCUGCGGUUUCUUCUAUCAAUAUCCAAUGCUGGAGCAGUACCCUAACAACUUCAAAACCAUAAAACUUCAUAUUUAUUAGAAAAUAGAGUCAAUGGCUACAGCACGAGUGAUGACCUUUCAUCUAAUAAAAUGCCGAACUUUUUUUUUUUUUCAAAUUUAAUAUCUCUGUACAAUAAGUAAAUAAUACUAACUCAACCAUU